Molecule: messenger RNA, 1034 nt
Organism: Tribolium madens (black flour beetle)
Lineage: Eukaryota; Metazoa; Arthropoda; Insecta; Coleoptera; Tenebrionidae
Product: leucine-rich repeat-containing protein 4B-like
Exons: 1
Coding region: 145-1017 (290 amino acids)
Molecular function (GO): protein binding
Source: RefSeq, a predicted model, not a curated record
GAACAUUUUUCCCAGUUUUGUGAAAGCAAGAAUUUACAUUUAUAAUUAUUUGUUCAAAUGUAGGACAGUGAUAAGAAUGAUAAAUCGAAAUAAUGACAUUUGUUGCUUAACUAUUAAUUGAUUAGUGCUUCUAGUGUGUUUACAAUGAAUUUCCAAUUUUUCACAAUUUUAUUUCUACUGCAACUUUUUCAAAGCCAAUCUCGAGACUUUUGUGACCAAAACUGUGUCAAAAUCAGCGGUUUGCGAGGCCCCCUUUACUACGAAACUCUAACCCAACUUUACGACGUCACUGAUUUGAAAAUCCUCAACAACCAAAUCACAGAAAUCGAAACUGGUGCUAUUUGUUCACUACCAACUUUACAAAAACUGGAAUUAAAUUUCGCCGGUAAUUUUCAAGCUCCACCAUUGGCCAAAAACGUGUUCACUCAAUGCAAACACCAAUUACGCCACCUAUUUGUAAAACUCGACUUCGAAAAACCUUCAACAAUCGAAAACGACACUUUUGAAGAAAUGCAUUUAAGGACUUUGGCCCUUGACGGGCACAAAAUCGGACAUUUGGAAAAGAAUUUUCUGAAACUGCGACGGGAAAGCUUGACAAGACUAGUCCUCAUGAGGUGCUAUAUCUCAGAGAUUGACAUUAACGCGUUUGAGGGAAUGUCACAUUUGGAGGAACUUGAAAUUAGUUAUAACAAAAAUUUAACUGGAUUACGCAAAAAUGUGUUCCGAGGAGUUUCAAAUUUGAAACGCCUUUUUUUGGAUUAUAAUAGGAUUAGAGAUUUGAGUUGGAACGAGUUUGAGGGAUUGUUUAAACUAGAAGUUUUAAAUUUGACCGGAAACAGGAUUUUUAAUUUUGAUGCAGAUAAAGUGAUUGCGAUUUUGCCAAACUUGAAAUAUUUAGAAAUCAAAAAAAAUUUGUGGCCGUGUAAAUUGAAGGAAAUUUUUGCAAAUCAAUUAAUUGAAAAAAUGCACGAUUCAGUUACUGUUGUGUAUGCGGAUGAUAAUAUUUGUGACCUUUAAUAAAGUUUAGAUAAGAA